GGCGCGCCCCCGCCGCAGGCGGAAGUGAGGUUAGGGCUCGGUGGCUGCGCUGCGUCGGCGGGGAGCGCGGGCUGCGGAGAGGCGGGACGGGUGGAUCGCAGCGGGAGCAGCGCGGGCCGGGGCAGCGGCGGACGGGCCUAGCGGCUCAGUCCCCACUUCACAGCAGGCUCCGCGGCGCGCGCCCCUCCCCGAGCCCCAGCGCCGAGUCCGGCCCGGGCCGGCGCGCUGGUCCCCGAGGCGCAGGCCGCCGCGGCGCGUUCUUGAAAUCAUGAAUCCUGUCUAUAGUCCUGGUUCUUCUGGGGUUCCCUAUGCAAAUGCCAAAGGAAUUGGUUAUCCAGCCGGUUUCCCCAUGGGCUAUGCAGCAGCAGCUCCUGCCUAUUCCCCCAGCAUGUACCCUGGAGCGAAUCCUACCUUCCAAACAGGUUACUCUCCCGGCGCCCCUUACAAAGUGUCCUGCUCUCCCACCAGCGGGGCGGUGCCUCCGUACUCGCCCUCCCCCAGCCCCUAUCAGACCGCUGUGUAUCCCGUGCGAAGUGCCUACCCCCAGCAGAGCCCAUAUGCUCAGCAAGGCACGUACUACACGCAGCCCCUGUACGCGGCGCCACCGCACGUCAUCCACCACACCACGGUGGUCCAGCCCAACGGCAUGCCGGCGACCGUGUACCCAGCACCCAUCCCUCCACCCAGGGGCAAUGGGGUCACCAUGGGCAUGGUGGCCGGGACCACGAUGGCCAUGUCAGCAGGGGAAGCCCCGAGGCGCCGGCAGAUGCCAGGAGAGCUGGCUGCGCUGCCACAGCCUUGGGGGUGUGGCCCGAGUGGCAGCGCUCUAGGUACUCUACUGACAGCCCACUCCCCAACACCUGUCGCCCCCCACCCCGUCACUGUGCCCACGUAUCGGGCCCCAGGAACACCCACCUACAGCUAUGUGCCCCCCCAGUGGUGAUCACCCUGCAGAGGUUUAAGGAGGGAACUGGCGGGUCACAUGGAGGUUCCACAGCUGGUGCUGCAGGCUGCGUGCCUCCAACCAGGACUUUCUUCGUAAUGCUCUCCACACUUAGCUAAACACUGCUGCGGCCCAGCUCGGCAGGUGCCUGCACCACUAGCCUCCAGCGGACUCUGGGUUGGUCUUAAAGCAAAUCCUGUUUUGUGGGCUGCCUGGCAAUUUUUUAGCUAACUGUAAUGAUGAAAAGGGAGUAUUAAUCUAUUCUGAAUUAUAUCUAGUUGAAUGCAUGUUUAAAAAAACCCACACAAAAACAAAGCUUGCUCAAUCUACCUGCAGUGACUGAUGCAAAACCAUCAUAUGCAAAACCCAAAGGAAUGGACAGUAUUUUACAACCUGUAUCACUAAUGCACUGUUGUACUGUACGCAGCGUCUUAAAGUUUCAAGUGUUAAAGUGAAUUUCUUCAUAGCGCAUCUGAAAUCUGUUGGAUGAUUCUUCAACCUUUUGGGGUCAGUUGGGGGCCUGGGCUUUGAGUUUUUAGUCAUCUGUGUCUUCCGCACCGAUGGCCCUGGGAGAGAGUAGGGAGGCCACGGCCACAGGGGCCCAGCCAGGUUAGUGAGCACCCUGUGCUUCCCAUGUAGGCUCGUGGGGUCAGUGUGCUGUGGCCGGUCUUCAGGAUUAUCAUGGAGAUGACAGAGGUGUGUGGCCAGUGCAGUUAGUGACACAAGCUGGUUUGUGUGUCAGCAAAGCCAUGGUCUCUAAUAACUACAUUUUCAUCACCAAUGUCUUAUACACAGAGAUAAUGUUCUCUCUCUAUUGGAAAAGUUCUGUGUAAAACUAAAUUAUUUUCCUGGGUUGGAAGAUCAGUGAAAGAGAAACAGCCACACUUGGAGGAGGUAUUGGCCUCUCCUAUUUAGUUUAGAAAGUCGUUCCUUUCUUUCUUCCUGAGAAGUGUUUGAGUCGGCUGAAAACAGGUUGGCAUUGCUGUUCUUAACCCACAAAGAAGGGCGAAGAUUUCAGCUGUGUGUUAUGAAGAAACUUGUAUAUUCAGAACUAUUAAAAGGGAACAAAACUAUUUCAAAUUAUUUCUUGUGGAGAGGCCAGGCGGUGGCUCUUUGGGCCCACCUCCCUGGUGGGGACCUGUCCUCAGAGACUGUCUUGGGGGACUCCUAGAGGAGUGAGGCGUGAGGGAAGGGCUGGGGCCUGUGGUCUGUGAGUGGUUCGGCCGUCUCUUGCAGCUGAGGGCACCAGCACAAAGGCGUGGACAGCAAAUGUCCAGGCAGCGUCAGAAUGCGUUUGCCUGCCAGCAGUUGUAAUGGAAAGGAUUUUGUGUUUGAAAUCUGAGUAUUGUACAUAAGAAAUCAAGAGGACUUCUUUGGCUCAAUAUGCCCAACUUGUAUCAAUGGGAAUGUGUGUCUGUUCUGGGAGUCAGGGGGUAGUUGGGGGGGGGUGUGUGGAAAGGCUUUAUGCCCUUUGCACAGUCUGUCAGGCAGGGGACCAGGUGGGGUGUUCCAAGUGGCGUGGUCUUUGGCUGGGAGAGGACCCUGCUCUUGCGUCUCUCGCCGCUAGGUGGGGCUCUGGUGCUGGCUCGGCAUUCCACCCCGGUUGAUGAGCAGACAGCUGACCCCUGAGCCUUUGGUAACCUUAUUUUUUAUAGUGAGUACUCUUCAUAGAAAUUUUCUUCUUCACACUUUAUUUUAUAAGAAGUUUAGGAAUAUUUUUGCAUGGAUCAUUGUAAGCAGAAGGCUCCUUACUCCUGAAGUCUGUUAAUGUAGUGUGCCUACUGAUAAAUCCUUUAAAUUGCUUCAUGAGAGCACUUAGACCACGUGUGUGCGCGUGUGUGCGUGUGAGGAGCUGCCAUUUACCCCCGGCACACGGGCUGCAUCUGCUUCUCACCCUGUGUUGGUGAUCCUGUCUGUGUAGUGCGUGGUCUGUAGUACUACUGGGUUCGAAGGGCUCCUGGGACGAGCUGACCAAGUCACAGAGGCCCCAGCUUAGUGUGGUUAGUUUAGGGGAAAGUAGGAUUUUAGUGUGUGCUUUAAAUAAACAACGAAAUGGGAACACACACACGACCACCUGGAAGGGGUGGCAUCACUGAAUUCAGGAGGCAGAGGUGUAGGUAGUUAUGUAGGAUGUUCCCUCAGGCUUGCUUGAAGGCUUGGCACACAUGGUGUGAGUGUUUUCACAAGCACUAAAUCAGAUGGUGUUUCAAAGAGAGAAGAGUGGGUUGCCUUUCCCCCAUUUACAUCAGCCUCAUUAACACUUUUCCCCUGUAAGGUUGUAAAAUCCUUGUUCCUUUUUGUGAAGUUGAGUAGGAGCUGUUGUCAGACACUUUUGCAUAUGGAAUACAUCCCUGUGGAGGUCUUUGCAGGUCUGAAGCCAUUAGGGCAUCAGCUACCAAAUACAGUAAUGAAAGGUAGAUCUUGUCCCACAGGUGAGACUUCUGGGCAUGUGAGUAGUGAAAUUAUCACAGGUUGUAAUUUUAGCAGCAUUUAGUUGCAGUAAAAUUUAAUUAAGGAAUAGAAAGUCUGUUACAAGUUGUGUAAUUUGAUACCCAAGCACAAUAGUGGACUAUUGAAAGACAUUUUGCUUUUUUUAUGUAUGACAUUCCUGAUUUGAGAGUCUCACUAUGACUGAACUAUGGUUCUUUUGGAAGUUGAGACAGGCAAGCAAAGGACCUAAUUCCUGUAAACGUGGACGUCAUCGUCGGUGUCUGUAUGGAUCUGUGUUCUUCAGCCUCUCCCCCGAGGUUUGGAUGGCUGUUCCUCUGCUCUUGGACGUUCGGUUUGGAUCUGGGCUGGGGGACUGAGUGCCUAGCACCAAGUGGUGGCCCCGUGAGCUCGCUACCUCUCACGAAUGAGGCCACCUUCAGAGCAUUUUGAGGUAACAGGCACGGUGGCACAUCCAGAACCUUUUAUGCCUUGUGUUCAGUCCUUUCAGAACAUUAUUGUUGGCGUGGUUCCUAGGCCGACCAGCUGCUGUUCUGUGAACCUGUUUCCUGAGUGCUGUGCAAAUGGAUUGUUCACAGGAGAUGAGGGAGGCGAGCCUUGGCCCAGGCACCUGGUCAGCAAGCACCCUGCCCUUCCCAAGCUGGGCACGUGGGGCCCUGCUCCAUCUGGUGGCAUCCUCAUUCACGGGAGGAAGUCUGUGCAUGAGGCAGUGGGAUAUGCUGGUAGCUGACUGUGUCGGCCCCCCAUGGGCCUCCAGGAGUGUGCCUGCUGGUAAGGUGGUGGAAGGAGGGUGUGCGCCAGCCAGUGCGGCCGCUUCGGCAGUUGGCAUUGGGGCUGACUUUUAGGAGGUGCUGCAGACUUCACCUCUGUAAACAUUUGGUAACAGUAUUACUCUGACCAAUUGGGCCAUCUUCUCCCCAUCUGGUAGCUAACGGCUGGACGCCCCAGUCACUGCCAGCCUGGGCCCUGCCUACCCACCUGCCUCCAGCAGGUGCAAGGGCAGGUUUGAGGGUGAACAGCUUGUGGGGGGGGCAGCUUUUGGUUCUUCUCUCUGGUGCUUUCUAAAGGGAGGGUGUCUCUAAAGAGGAGCAUGCGUGACUUCAGGGAAGGGCAGGUGGCUUUAGGUCUGUCCAGCACAUCUCAAGUGUUAGUGUGGUUUUCCUGAGCUUUGUUCAUGAGCCUGAGUUUCCUGAAGGGACCACCACCUGAGAGACUCGCAGGUGGCACGCUGCAGACUGAGGUGGCCUGAUCUUUCUAGUAGGAAGCUGCAAAGUUGAUGUUAACACGUUUCAGAGGAUGGGUCUCUUUCCCCACUCCUAUUCAUUUGAAGGACAGAAAACCUGUGGGGUCAUCUUACUUGAGUCCCCCUGACUUUCACUGAGUCACUUGGAACAGGGAGAACGGGGGCCGGCACUGUCACUGAGGGUGAGCAUCUUGUCUCUGCUUCCUGUGCCCCGUGGAGUCCCCAUGGGUCCCUGCGCAGACUAGUGGUCAGCAGCCCAACGGGACUGGAUCUGAGGCCAUCCCUCCUGUGCUCCUGACAGGGAGGCUGUGACAGCCACUGGGAAGAGGCCGCAAGGAGCCACAUGGGUUGUAACCCACUGGGAAAAUGGUUCCUUUUUUUAAAACAAUGAUUUUUAAAUACUUUUUUUAGACCAUUCUCUUGGUACUUUUUUUUAAGCUUAAAUCAGCAUUGUCUUCCAGUGUUAAAGGGCACCCCUCACCUCUGCAUUGAACUUACGGUGUCAGUCAACACAAAAGAACAGAGCAUCCAUCCUGAGCCAGUUCCAUUAUGUGUAAAUUCAUACUCUUAAUUUUUUAUGCAAUCUGAAGAGUAGAUGAGCUCAGAUUUAAAAUUCUUAAAAGCACGUUUAUUGUAACAAGAAUUGUUAUGUAUUAAUACUGCAGUUUUCAAUAAAGAUUGACUUGUGUUGCA
Manis pentadactyla (Chinese pangolin) is the source of this 5327-nucleotide messenger RNA. It is a transcript of the gene FAM168B, whose product is annotated as family with sequence similarity 168 member B. The transcript has 8 exons. The record is from RefSeq and is a predicted model, not a curated record. Bases 269 to 943 code for a protein of 224 amino acids. NCBI's taxonomy places the organism in Eukaryota, Metazoa, Chordata, Mammalia, Pholidota, Manidae.